UUCUGUAGGACUCUCCGGACAAGAUUUUUCUUGAAAAAUUUGCGUCAUUCUACCUAGCUAAAGUUUUCACGUUAUCUGCUUCCAUUAUCGAUCGUAUUUUGUUCACAAAUAGUAUUCGAUUGACUGUUUUCCAAAAUGUCCUUGUUCGGAUCACUGAUGGGUGAUGUCGACGAUGAUCCUAUUUUUGGGUCCCACAUGCAAUCUAUGAGGCACAUGAGUGACAUGAUGAACUCUUUAUUUAAUGAUCCAUUUGGCAUGAUGGGUCCUCCCCGUCAUAAUACCAUUAUGGAUGAUAUCCAUAGAAGUAGAAGCAGGGGUCAUCAAAAUGAUCUCCAGAUGAUGCCAUUUGGAUUUCCACCAAUGCCUACAUUUAAUAUGGGAAAUCUAUUUGUGGGUGGAAAUCAAUUGGCUUCUGGUGAAAAUGGUCAUUCCUUUGUUGCUAAAUCUGUAAUGACUAUGGCUAGUGGUCCUGAUGGUCGUCCACAAGUUUAUCAGGAAACUAUGUCUACAACAACUGCUCCUGGUGGUGUAAAAGAAACAAAAAAAACAGUUUGUGAUUCUCGUACUGGUAUGAAAAAGAUGGCUAUAGGACAUCAUAUUGGAGACAGGGCACACAUUUUAGAAAGAGAACAUAAUCUUCAUAGUGGAGAACAGGAAGAACAUCAGGAAUUUAUUAAUCUUGAUGAAGAAGAAGCAGAGAGUUUUAAUAGUGAAUGGGAAUCACAUACUCGUCGUGGAGUUGGAGCAAUUGGCAAUUCUCAUUAUGGUAGUCAUGGUCAUCGAAAUCGACCUGAUCACAGGCAACUGGCUCUACCUGAACCAUCAGGAAGUCGAUACUCUAGUUCCUCAAGGUGGACACCUUCUAGACGUAGUUUAAGAUUGCCACCUACAUCUAAAACAUCCAAUCCAAUUCACAGUUUAAGUUCGAAUAUAUCCGGUCGUGUUCAAUCUGCUAAAGCAGCUACAUCAGCAACAACUACAAGUGUAAUAGGAAACCGAAAACGUAAACAUAUACCGGAUGCUAAAGCUAGCAAAAAGUGUCAUGUUGUACCAGAUAGUAAUGUCUAGUUCUUCUAUUAAACCAUUUAAACUAUAUUUCAGUAAUAC
Habropoda laboriosa is the source of this 1107-nucleotide messenger RNA. It is a transcript of the gene Mlf, whose product is annotated as myeloid leukemia factor. The transcript has 5 exons. Gene Ontology annotation, cellular component: nucleus; cytoplasm. The record is from RefSeq and is a predicted model, not a curated record. Bases 136 to 1068 code for a protein of 310 amino acids. Lineage: Eukaryota; Metazoa; Arthropoda; Insecta; Hymenoptera; Apidae. Gene Ontology annotation, biological process: regulation of DNA-templated transcription.